Galeopterus variegatus (Sunda flying lemur) is the source of this 2610-nucleotide messenger RNA. RefSeq names its product pellino E3 ubiquitin protein ligase family member 3 (gene PELI3). The transcript is spliced from 8 exons. Gene Ontology annotation, molecular function: protein binding; ubiquitin protein ligase activity. The record is from RefSeq and is a predicted model, not a curated record. Bases 54 to 1472 code for a protein of 472 amino acids. NCBI's taxonomy places the organism in Eukaryota, Metazoa, Chordata, Mammalia, Dermoptera, Cynocephalidae. Gene Ontology annotation, biological process: protein K63-linked ubiquitination; regulation of Toll signaling pathway.
UCCAGAGGCCUGCCCGCAGAGCCAGGCCGAGAUGGGGAGACUGAGGCAGAUGGAUGGCGAGAAUGGUGCUCGAAGGAAAUCCUGAAGUGGGGUCCCCCCGAACCUCAGACCUCCAGCAUCCCGGGAACAAGGGCUCUUGUGUCCUCUCUUCUCCGGGUGAAGAUGCACAGCCGGGCGAGGAGCCCAUCAAGUAUGGCGAACUCAUCGUCCUAGGAUGCUGUGAGGAAGGAGGUGAGGAAACCGAGGCUCAGAGAGGGGAAGUGACUGGCCCAAGGGCACACAGCUGCUACAAUGGAUGUCUGGCAAGUGGGGACAAGGGCCGCCGACGAAGCCGCCUGGCACUGAGCCGCCGGCAGCAUGCCAAUGGAGUGAAGCCUGAUGUCAUGCACCACAUCUCCACACCGCUCGUCUCCAAGGCACUGAGUAACCGUGGCCAGCACAGCAUCUCAUACACACUCUCCCGGAGCCACUCAGUCAUAGUGGAGUACACACAUGACAGCGACACAGACAUGUUCCAGAUUGGCCGCUCCACGGAGAACAUGAUUGACUUUGUGGUAACAGACACGUCCCCUGGAGGAGGGGCCGCCGAGGGCCCUUCCGCCCAGAGCACCAUCUCUCGCUAUGCCUGCCGCAUCCUCUGUGACCGCCGGCCACCCUAUACUGCCCGCAUCUAUGCCGCUGGCUUCGAUGCCUCUAGCAACAUCUUCCUUGGAGAGCGGGCAGCCAAAUGGCGGACCCCUGAUGGCCUGAUGGAUGGCUUGACCACCAAUGGAGUCCUGGUGAUGCAUCCAGCGGGUGGCUUCUCUGAGGACUCAGCCCCGGGUGUCUGGCGGGAGAUCUCGGUCUGCGGGAACGUGUACACACUGCGGGACAGCCGCUCAGCCCAGCAGCGGGGGAAGCUGGUGGAGAACGAGUCCAACGUGCUGCAGGACGGUUCACUCAUCGACCUGUGUGGGGCCACACUGCUGUGGCGCACACCAGCGGGGCUGCUGCGGGCACCCACGCUGAAGCAGCUGGAGGCCCAGCGGCAGGAAGCGAAUGCAGCACGGCCCCAGUGCCCCGUGGGCCUCAGCACCCUGGCCUUCCCCAGUCCAGCCCGUGGCCGCACGGCACCUGAUAAGCAGCAACCCUGGGUCUACGUCCGUUGCGGCCACGUCCAUGGCUACCAUGGCUGGGGCUGCCGGCGGGAGCGGGGUCCCCAGGAGCGUGAGUGUCCUCUUUGCCGCCUCGUAGGGCCCUACGUGCCCCUGUGGCUGGGCCAAGAGGCUGGCCUCUGCCUGGACCCUGGACCACCGAGCCACGCUUUUGCACCCUGCGGCCAUGUCUGCUCAGAGAAGACUGCCCGCUACUGGGCCCAGACACCACUGCCCCAUGGCACCCACGCUUUCCACGCUGCCUGCCCCUUUUGUGGGGCCUGGCUCACCGGCGAGCAUGGCUGUGUCCGCCUCAUUUUCCAGGGGCCACUGGACUAGGCUCCCUAGGGCCCCCUGCUGCUGCACCUGCCUGCCCACCCAGGCCCCCACCUCCUGCAGCCCCAAGGGAGCUCUGCAUGUGGGACUCUACCUGCUGGGACAUAACCACACCAGACAGACAUGACAUGUUGGGUGGGCUAUGUCCCUUCCCCCAACUCUGGCCUCCAUGGGGGCCCUGAAGAUCUCUACCCAGUCACACUGAUGGGGCCUUCAGCACCAGCUCUGUCUUGGGCUGCUGAGGGAAGUCCAGCCCAUGCCCCUGCCCUUCCUGGGCGUCCCACAUCACGCCGCCUACACUGUGCCCUGGGGGAGUGAAGGAGCCAUGGACCCCUGACCCCCAGCUUAGGCUGGCUGUGCCCUGAGCCUGCCAACCCAGUUCCAGAUAUUCAUCUCUCCCACUGAUGCCCUGGGUUCCUCUAUAAACCUUGCUGCUCAGCUGCCCUCUCAAAUCCCACGUGUCCGGCAUGCAUGCAAUGCCUCCAGCCCCUGAAUGAGUGAUGGGUGGGCAGCAGGCUGGGACCAGCAUUUGCUGAUACCCACUGUGGGUUGGACUACAUGCCAAGUGGGCUCUGGGGACACGGAGACAAUCAGGCCUAGUUUCCCACCUGGGGGAGUUCACAGUCUAAUGGAAGACCAAAUUAUGAGGUGACAGCAUAAUUUCAUGUGUGUUAGGAUCAGAGCAUUAUCACAGGCCGUAGAGCAGUCCUCACUGGCGGUGGAAAAGAGGGAGGCUUCACGGAGGAGGUGGCAUAGGACCUCAGCCUCAGUGGCUGCCCAGAAUCCUCCAGGCCCACAGGAUGGGAAGGGUGCUGUAGGCAGAAGGAAGAGCCUGUGCACAGGCUCGGGUGUGAAUCACUUAGGGAACGGAGUGGCAGGGGCAGAGUGGCAGGAACAUGGGCCACAGUGGGGCAGAAAGAGGGUUGGAGCAAGAGGUUGGGGCCAUGCUAACAGGGGAUGGUGCUGGGUGGAGGAUUCUGAACCUCAUUUGUGGACAGUCAAGAGUUAAAGGAUGGGGAGAAGACUCGCGGUUCCAGAACAUUGGCUGUGAUACAAGGGCUACCAUUACUGAACGCCCACCGCGUGCCCCGCACUGUGCUAAUGAUAAUAAUAACUACCAGGCACUCACCAGGUACCAGGC